UAAAUAGCCGCGAGCUGCCGCUGCUUCCUCUAUGGCUGCUUCCUUCGGUAACGCGGCGCCUGACAUGCCAACCCGCUCCGAAAGCACCGACGGGUCCAGCUCCUCUGGUCGCAGUGGCUCCAACGACACGCUUCCCGCAGCAGACACGUGGGGCUCAUGGCAUGCAGCAGGAGAGUCUCACAAUCGCUGUCUCCAGUUUCGGGUGAACAACGCACAUGCCCGUGUGAGUUGCCUGCUUUGUGCCACUCCAAUGGGUAGCACCCGGUGGUUGGUUCCCUUUGUUGGACGCCGGCUGCCUCGAGAGCUGGCCAAGCGCCUCACACAGGCCUCUCAGCCAGAGCAGGUCCAGGCAGCACUGGGUUCGAGCUUGCAGGCUGUGCACGAUGCUUGGCUCCAGAGCCUGGAACCAACGCUGAGCCGGCGAGAUGAGCUCCUCCGAGCCCCGGACCAGGGUCCUGGUGAGGCCUCCCUGGCCGCCCUGGAGGCAGAGCUGUCGUCGGGAUGCUCCCUGGCACUUGCUGUCGUCAUGGGUGGCGAGCACCUGUACAUCGCCAACUUGGGGCGCACGCGAGUGCUGCUGUUGCGCGGAGGAGAAGAGGAGCCGCAGCUGCUAACAGUGGAGCACAGCAUGGACAAUGCAGAUGAGCUGGCCCGCCUGGCGCGGCUUGGACUGAACAUUGAUGCCCUACCCGAAGAUACCCUUCCCGUCACUCGUUGCCUCGGUGCACACCCACACCGGCGGCGCCCUGACGGGCCUGACCCAGUGUCAAACGAGCCAGAAAUGUGCGGCCCGCUGAGUGUGGAGCCAGGCUGCCGGCUUGUCUUCCUUUCGGAUGGCCUCUGCACAGCCCUUAACUGCUCGGGACUUGCAAACCAAGAGGCGAACCAACUGGUUGCAAAGUUGGCAUCGCAGCCCGGAAGCGCCCGACAGGCGCUGUCUCAACUGCUCGACCAUUGCAAGCUGCCAGCUGGCUGGCCUCAUGAGCUCACACUCAUGGUGGUGUCGCUGUGCGAGGAGGAGGCCCCGCUGCCUGCACCUCCAGUGACAGACGGUCGUGUGGACCCUUACGUCGACUUCAUGCCCCUCAUUAGUGCCUUGGAAGCAGCACGCUGACACAGGUGUCGCAUCGGUUACAGCACUGCAAAGGUCCAAUCAGCCGAGACAUUGUUCACUGGCAUGGCGGUUGCUCCAAGUGGACGUGAUCUACCCAAGUGGACAUGCGCUUGGGUAGCUGUAGUUGCAAUCAUAUGAAGCCAACAGAAAAUGAAGACAAGGAAAGCAUAGGGGAAAUUAGCCAUUACUUUUUUAACGUAGAGUGAAUUGCGAAUGAUGGUGAAAUUUGUGAUAAACUUCAUAUUCUUAAUAAAGGAACAGAGAGAUAAAAGUGAGAGAAAUGACAACUUGCCGCUGGUGCGAGCAUGCGUUAGCAUUGAGCUACAGUGGCAGCCAUCCUCCUGUUCAGGCAUUUGUGUAUGCACGGUAGGCCUAGCUCCUGGCGUGUUAGCCAUUGCCACUCACAGCCACGGUGGCAGAUAUGGGGCAUCGUUUCAACCACAAGUGUUGCAUAGUAUGUGAACAUGGCAUGAAUUGAGCUAAAGGCCAAUAAACCCUCGUAUGCUGC
Molecule: messenger RNA, 1622 nt
Organism: Dermacentor albipictus
Lineage: Eukaryota; Metazoa; Arthropoda; Arachnida; Ixodida; Ixodidae
Product: TGF-beta-activated kinase 1 and MAP3K7-binding protein 1-like
Biological process (GO): protein dephosphorylation
Molecular function (GO): protein serine/threonine phosphatase activity
Source: RefSeq, a predicted model, not a curated record